This is a messenger RNA of Myotis lucifugus (little brown bat), 1544 nucleotides long. RefSeq names its product mitochondrial ribosomal protein S9 (gene MRPS9). The transcript is spliced from 11 exons. The record is from RefSeq and is a predicted model, not a curated record. Gene Ontology annotation, molecular function: RNA binding; structural constituent of ribosome. Gene Ontology annotation, biological process: translation. Gene Ontology annotation, cellular component: mitochondrial small ribosomal subunit; ribosome. The coding region runs from base 30 to 1286 and encodes 418 amino acids. NCBI's taxonomy places the organism in Eukaryota, Metazoa, Chordata, Mammalia, Chiroptera, Vespertilionidae.
CGCUCGCCGGCGGGCCCGCCUCAGCCAAGAUGGCGGCCUCCUGUGUGUCCUGCGGUGCCGUGGUUUCCCAGCGGCUCCUUCUCCGGCCAAGGGUUAGCCUGGCCCCGAGACAGGUCCUCUGGAAAGCCGCGGAGUUGCAGUCGGUUCCCGGGCCCCAGAUAUUGAGGCUAAAACAUGUCACAGUUGUAACAACAAAGAAAAAUGUUAAAGCCUUAAGACGUGAAACCUACACAGUGGAUUUUAUUAAAAAGCAGAUUGAGGAGUUCAACAUAGGGAAGAGACAUUUAGCCAACAUGAUGGGAGAAGAUCCAGAAACUUUUACGCAAGAGGAUAUUGAUAGAGCUAUUGCUUAUCUUUUUCCCAGUGGUUUGUUUGAGAAGCGAGCCAGACCAAUAAUGAAGCAUCCUGAACAGAUUUUUCCAAAACAGAAAGCAACCCAGUGGGGAGAAGAUGGCCGUCCAUUUCAUUAUCUCUUUUAUACUGGCAAGCAGUCAUACUACUCAUUAAUGCAUGACACAUAUGGAAAGAUACUCGAUAUAGAAAAACAUAAAAAUCAGUUGCAAGCCAAAGGUCUGUUUUCAGAAAAAGAUAAAACUACAGACCUGAUUGGCAGCAGAUGGCUGAUUAAGGAGGAACUAGAAGAAAUGUUGGUGGAAAAACUGUCAGAUCAAGAUUAUGCGCAGUUCCUGCGGCUGAUGGAAAGGUUACUGCAGUGCGGUGCUGCCGAAGAAGAAUUUGUGCAGAGCUUCCGCAGGAGUGUCACUGUGCAAUCAAAGAAGCAGCCGAUUGAGCCCGUGCAGCAUGACGCGCAGGGAAUGGCCUUCAGCACCAGCGAAGGUAGAAGAAAGAGUGCAAAAGCAGAGGCAGUUGUUUAUGAACAUGGAAAUGGAAGAAUAAAAAUUAAUGGCAUCGACUACCUGCUUUACUUCCCUGUGCUACAGGACAGAGAACAGUUGAUGUUCCCUUUUCACUUCCUGGACCGACUGGGAAAGCAUGAUGUGACCUGCACCGUCUCCGGGGGCGGGAGGUCGGCGCAGGCUGGAGCCAUACGCUUGGCAAUGGCCAGAGCUUUGUGCAGUUUUGUCACUGAGGAAGAGGUCGAGUGGAUGAGACAAGCUUCUCUCUCUGUGCUGCAGCUGGACUGCUCACGUCUGAUCCGCGCGUCCGAGAACGGAAGAAGCCGGGCCAGGAGGGAGCCCGCAGGAAGUUUACCUGGAAGAAGCGCUGAGUGUUGCCGGGAAAGGAGGGGGAGCGUGCACCUGCAUGUGGCGAACACACAUCAAUAAGUGCUGGCCAGUGGGAAGGCCACAGUCAGACACUGGGUUGUGAGAGCUUAUUUUCAGAUGCUACUUUGCAAAGGUUCCCUUUUAAAAAUGUUAGCUUCUGCCCUAACUGGUUUGGCUCAGUGGAUAGAGUGUCGGCCUGCGGACUGAAAGGUCCCAGGUUCGAUUCCGGUCAAGGGCAUGUACCUUGGUUGUGGGCAUAUCCCCAGUAGCAGGUGUGCAGGAGGCAGCUGAUCGAUGUUUCUCUCUCAUCGAUGUUUC